Cheilinus undulatus (humphead wrasse) is the source of this 3681-nucleotide messenger RNA. It is a transcript of the gene otoa, whose product is annotated as otoancorin. Gene Ontology annotation, cellular component: cell surface. Gene Ontology annotation, biological process: cell-matrix adhesion. The coding region runs from base 140 to 3466 and encodes 1108 amino acids. The record is from RefSeq and is a predicted model, not a curated record. NCBI's taxonomy places the organism in Eukaryota, Metazoa, Chordata, Actinopteri, Labriformes, Labridae. The transcript is spliced from 29 exons.
GACAGGUAACCACCCCAGCAGCUCACCUUAGAUGUGAGAAAGAGGCAGAGGAACAACACGCUCAUCCUCACUUUUCCUCGCUGUUUUUGUGAUCUACCGACGAACAGGCUCAAAUCUAGUGGCAGGUUUGCUUUUCAACAUGGCUCCAAAAGGAGGAGCCAUUCUCUUCGUGCUCAUUGUGUCUUGUGCAGCUUUGGAUGGGAUGGCUGACAAUAAACCUGUCUUCAAAGAGGUCAAAAAACUGAUGAAGUUAUGCCAGAAAAAAGAAUACCCGCUGCCUUCAAUGAUGCUGCUGAAAACUGUCUUCAACAACAGUGACAUGCCUAUUAAAGACAGAAACAUGGACCAAUCCGAAAACUUCCUGUCUACUUUCAUGAGUGUCCUGAAUUCAAUGCUUCCUGUCAAAGACUCUACGGACCGAGUUCCUCCAGACGACAUAGAAAAAAUGACAGAGAUGAUGUUGAACUGCACCCGUCUUUCGAAAAUGAUCAGGAUGAUGAAGAACUCCUCUGACCCAUCCAUGUGUUACAUAAAAAAAUUCAUGGCUUCUCUGUCCUACGCAACUCUGACCCAGGAGUGUGUGAACUCUGAUGACUAUGACACACUUUUGUGGGCUGCAAAACCUAAUGUGAUUGGCUCCUCCUCUUCAAAGUUGUUCCUCCCUGCAAGAGCAGAGAGCCGCUUUGAGAAGUGGAUGGAAAUGCUGCAGUCACUGCACGAUCUAAUGUCAGAAAAACAAAGAAAACAGGUGUGGAAAUGGGCAAAGGAACAGAUCAUCAAGAAAAACUUUAACUGUACAACAAAGCCGCCAGCUGACUCCAAAACAACACACAUGAAGUCCUGCAAACCUUCAGUGAAAUGGCUGAAUAAAGUGGCAUUGAUGGCACUGGGACGUUUCCUCUCUUUUUUACCAGUAAAAGAUGUUGACUCUUUGGUCAAGCCAUGUGAUCUUUUCUCUGAAACGUCUGAGGCUGCCUUUGAUUUGAUGCUGAAGCCCGCUGUGGCUAAAAAGCUUCUGGAAAAAUUCAAAGAGUGCUUCAGAGGAGAGAAUUUUACAAAGAAUGUGGAAAAACUUGGCAAACUAGUUUGCUGGUAUUUACCCUCUGAAAACUUGACUCCUGACCUCAGUAAGAAACUCCUCCGUCAGAUUAAAGACUGUGACGAAGACAAGUGUCCCCAGGUCAAAAAGCUAAAGAGGAUCAUUUCCAAGUUUUUGCAGUCGAACAACAAUAAACCAGCACCACAGGAGCUCGGCAGUAGUCUCACCUCGUUGUCUCCUAGGCAGCUGUUUGCGUGUGAUGGGGAUGAUAUCAAAGAAGCUCUUAAAGAUCUUGGACCAAAUGUCUCAUGGACACGAGGCCAGAAGCGCACCUUAGUCAAAAAAUGCCUGGGUGAUAAGAAGUGCAAAGAGGUGUCGGUUCAGGAGCUGGUGGGUCUGCUUUCCAUCAUAACAGCAGUGCCAAGUUGUGUCUUCAAGAAAAUCAAAGCCAAGGAGCUCCUGGGGGACCAAGAAGCUCUGAACAGAUUGUGCAAAAAGAUGAGGAAGGGGCAGAUGAUGGCCAUGAUUCAGGGGAUGCGGAAUAAAAAUGUUGAUCCAUCAGAGCUGGUCAAAAAGCUGCCAGACCCUUGUUUCCAAAGUCUUCCCCCAAAACUUCUGGGGAAAACAAUCAAGUCUUUGAAACAACUGGAGGGCAAAACGUGUACUGAGAGCCAGGCUCUUACAGUGGUAAAAAAUCUGUUUGCCAAGACGAGGCUCAUAUUCAGGAAUCUGCGCCCAGUCAUUAAAGGAAUAACCUGUGAGAUAAUUGAGAAGUGUCCAGACAGUGAUGUGAUGACAAUGGUGAACGAGAUGGCAGAGACUCCAGAUAUGCUGUCCAAAGUGCAGAUAAGAUGUACUGCCAGAAGACUUUUUAAAUUCUUGAAGGAAAGGAAAGAAAAAUAUGACAUUGAUGAGAUUCCCCAAGUGUUUCUUCUUCUCCUGCCGCCUGAGAUAGUGAAGAAUCUCCCUGACUCUUCAUGCCCUGCCCUCCUUGAGAAGUUACAGGAGGCUGGCCUGACCUCAGAGCUGCUCCCUACCCGGUCCCUCCCUUUCUAUGAAAGAACUCUGCUUUGCAUCGGGAAAAACUUAACUGACCUAACUACAGAGGAUGUCCUCCAGUUUGGACCACUCUUGUGUGAGCUGUCUCCUUCCCAGCUGAGUCUCUUAGCUUCUGAUGUCCGCAACUCCGUCCUGGAGGAAAUGGCCUCCUGUCAGCAAAUACCUCGACACUACACGGCAGGACUAAUUAAUCUGAUCACCCAGAAUUAUGGGGAGCCACCUGAUUGGUCAUCUGAGACCCUGGUUAUGCUGGGUCCUCUCCCACUUCUGGACAACAAAACAAUCUCUGCUAUGCGAUGUGAGGACAUUGAUUCUCUUCGUUACUUGAAGCCAGACAGUCCAGGUCUGAAAAAAAAAAUCUUCAAGUGUGCCACAUCAAAUGAAGCACGCAGAAAAAGAGAAGUGAAAAACAGCAGCAGCUCCACACAUACUGGAGUAAUUACUGAAGACAUGAUUAGAGAUUUUGAAGGUCUAAAUGUGUUUUGGAGCCCAGCAGAACUGGAUGAUAUCAACGUGAAAACUUUCAAUGACACAAUGGAAACACUCGGAGAUGUAUCUGGCUUCAAUGAUGAGCAGCUUAAAGUCCUUGUUAAAAAAGCAAUACAGACCUCUGACCCGGUGUCCCAGAUGACUGAGAGUGAGAUAAGGAGACUUGGAUGUAUAAUUAAGGGCUUCUCUGAUGACAAACUGCAGAAACUCCCCAUCACACAGGACAUACUGGAGGAAAUCACCCACUGUGGCUGGAAGGAUUCACAGUUGGAGCUGCUGUGGAGGGCAGCUGUCAGACAUGACAAAGACAUAGCAGUACAGCAGCUAGAAGAGGCAGACUUGAUCUCUCUGAACUGUUUCAUCUGUGGCUUCAACUCCAGCGAGAUCAAGCAGAUCAACUUGGACAGAUUCAGGGGGGCUGUGAGUUCAAUAAAUGAUGUCCAUUGCCCCAGGACACAGCAGAUGAGAGAGCUUAUCAUAUCUGCGUUUGGAAAUCCCAGAGACUUUACCGCAGCGGAAGUGUCCAGCCUUGGAAACUUUAUUGCCCAGCUGUCUGCAGAUGAGUUUGCUUCUUUAAAACCACCACUCAUGUCAUAUUUCCGACCAUCCAGCAUCCCGCUCAUCCCACCUAAAAGCUUUGCAAGGCUCUCUGUUGAUCAGCUGAGGGCUUUAGGACCGGACAGCGCUGACAUGGUCACCAGAGAACAGCAGGCUUUACUUAGUAAAGAUCAGCUGUCUGCUCUCAACAGUGUCAAGGAAGGAACUGAUGACCAAACAUCAAAACCUCCCCAGGCGGGAGCUCCAUCACUGACCACCGAGGGGAGCUUGUCCUUCACCAAGCCCCUCCUGUUUCUCCUCAUGGGCUUCCUGCUGCUGUGAACAGUCGGCACAUCCAACUGUAAAACAAGCACACAUCCUCAGCCUAGCUGUUAUCAUUGUAGUUUUGAUAACCUGAUUCAUCAGCCUCACUGUUACAGAAUGUCUAAGGGACUUCCUGUGUAAACCAAAUAUUGGCCUAAUAACUUUAUUAUAAAAUAUAUCCACAACAUAAUCUAAUAAUGCAGGGAAUCUUUAAUCUUUUAUCCAGUUUUAUA